GAGAAGCCUCUCUUCAUAGCCAAGGGACCAAAGGCAUCCUUACACCGUCGGAGGUGACCCAAGAGAAGGGGAAAGAGAUGGAGGAAGAGAACCCAAAAGGAUCUGGAACUGGCAAGACAGCAAGGAAAGGCCCCCAUCCCACCCAAGCUGGGAGUGUUGUUGAAUGCUGGGAAAGCCUGGUGCCAGAUACCCAAGAUCAGCUCAUUGCAAUCUCAGAUCUACAUGGACAGCGCUUCCGGCAGUUCCGCUACCAUGAGGUCGAUGGACCUCGAGUGGUUUGCAGCCAGCUCCAUGGACUCUGCAGCCAUUGGCUGAAGCCGGAAGGGUGCACCAAAAAGCAGAUCAUGGACCUGGUGACCUUGGAGCAGUUCCUGGCCAUCCUGCCCCAGGAAAUGCAGUGCUGGGUCAGAGGAUGUGGGCCAGAGACCAGUUCCCAGGCGGUGGCCCUGGCUGAAGGUUUCCUCCUGAGUCAGACGGAGGAGAAGAGGCAGGCAGAGCAGACAGUGAAGAGAUGCUGUUGAGCCGUCAUCUUUUCAGAGGCGUAGAAACGGCUGCUAUCCCUCCAGUCCAGGGUUGCUUUUCCUUUGAGGAAGUGUCAGUCUAUUUCACUGAGGCAGAAUGGGCCCUGCUGGAUCCGGGGCAAAGAGCUCUCUACAGGGAAGUCAUGCUGGAGAACUAUGGGAAUGUGGCCUUUCUGGCAGAGGAUGAUCAGAGGAACGAGAAGGGGGAGGAACUUCAUCAGCAAAUGCCAGACAGAGAUAAAAAUGAAGAUUUGAAAGAAAACAUCAGAAAUCGAGGGAGACCCAAGAGAAAGAAAGGCAGCCAUACAGCUGAGAAGCAAGAAGGAAGAAAGCAGAAAAUACAUAUUCCAAAGCAGAGGAUAAUGAAGGAAAGUAAAUCCAUUCAGUGUGGAAAGUACUUUAGAAAAAGAUCAAAGUCCCUUGUGCAUCAAAGAAUACACAGAGGGGAGAAACCUUUUGAAUGCUCAGAGUGUGGAAAGAGAUUCAGCCAGAGUGGCAAUCUUCAACAGCAUCAGAGAACUCACACAGCAGAAAAACCCUUUGAAUGCUCAGAGUGUGGAAAGAGAUUCAGUCAGAAGUGCAAUCUUCAGCAGCACCAAAGUACCCACACAGGGGAGAAACCUUUUGAAUGCUCAGAGUGUGGAAAGAGAUUCAGGUUGAGUUGCCAUCUUCAACAGCAUCAGAGAACUCACACAGGGGAGAAACCUUUUGAAUGCUCAGAGUGUGGGAAAAGAUUUAGUACGAGAGGCACUCUUCAACAGCAUCUGACAACCCACUCAGGGGAGAAACCUUUUGAAUGCUCAGAUUGUGGAAGGAGAUUCAGUCGGAGUGGAAGUCUUCAACUGCACCAAAGUACCCACACAGGGGAGAAACCUUUUGAAUGCUCAGAGUGUGGAAAGAGGUUUGGGUUGAGUGACACUCUUCAAAAGCAUCUGAGAACGCACACAGGAGAGAAACCUUUUGAAUGCCCAGAAUGUGGGAAAAGAUUCAGUCAGAGUGGCAGUCUUCUACCGCAUUUGAGAACCCACACAGGGGAGAAACCAUUUGAAUGCUCAGAGUGUGGAAAGAGAUUCAGGUUGAGUGGCAGUCUUCAACAGCAUUUGAGAACCCACACAGGGGAAAAACCUUUUGAAUGUUCAGAGUGUGGAAAGAGAUUCAAGUUGAGUGACCAUCUUCACAAGCAUCAGAAAACCCACACAGGGGAGAAACCUUUUGAAUGUUUAGAGUGUGGAAAGAGAUUCAAGUUGAGUGACCAUCUACAAAAGCAUCUGAGAAUUCACACAGGGGAGAAACCAUUUGAAUGCUCAGAGUGUGGGAAGAGAUUCAGUCAGAGCGGCACUCUUCAACUGCACCAAAGAACCCACACAGGGGAGAAACCUUUUGAAUGCUCAGAGUGUGGGAAAAAAUUCAGUAGAAGUGGCAAUUUUCAACAGCAUCAGAGAACCCACAGAGGAGAGAAACCUUUUGAAUGCUCAGUGUGUGGAAAGAGAUUCAGUCAGAAUUUCAAUCUUCAAGUGCACCAAAGAACCCAUACAGGGGAGAAACCUUUUGAAUGCUCAGAGUGUGGAAAGAAAUUCAGGGUGAAUGAUGCUCUUCAAAAGCAUCUGACAACCCACAAACAGGAGAAACCUUUUAAAUGUUCAGUGUGUGGAAAGAGAUUCGGUGAGAGGGGGAAUCUUCAACAGCAUCAGAGAACUCACACAACAAAGAAAACAUUUGAAUGUUCUGAGUGCGGAAAGACAUUCUGUAGGAGAGGUGCUCUUCAUCAGCACCAAAGAACCCACACAGGGGAGAAACCUUUUGAAUGCUCAGAGUGUGGAAAGAGAUUUGGUCAGAGUGGCACUCUUCAACAGCACCGAAGAACCCACACGGGGGAGAAACCUUUUGAAUGCUUGGAGUGUGGAAAGAAAUUCAGUAGGAGUGCCAUUCUUCAACAUCAUCAGAGAACCCACACAGGGAAAAACCUUUUGAAUGCUCAGAGUGUGGAAAGUGAUUCUGGUUGA
Messenger RNA from Heteronotia binoei (common prickly gecko), 2524 nucleotides. Its product is annotated as gastrula zinc finger protein XlCGF57.1-like. Gene Ontology annotation, molecular function: DNA-binding transcription factor activity, RNA polymerase II-specific; RNA polymerase II cis-regulatory region sequence-specific DNA binding. The record is from RefSeq and is a predicted model, not a curated record. NCBI's taxonomy places the organism in Eukaryota, Metazoa, Chordata, Lepidosauria, Squamata, Gekkonidae. Gene Ontology annotation, biological process: regulation of transcription by RNA polymerase II. The transcript has 4 exons. The coding region runs from base 512 to 2524 and encodes 670 amino acids.